AUGCCUCUCCCACCAAGGCUUUUCCAUGGUGACGUGGAAUUGGGGAAACGAGAUGAUGAUCAUAGGCCUGGCUCGAAAACGCCAUUAGGAAUGGCAUGGCAACAUCGAAGGCCACAUGUUCAACGGCGAUCAAUGAAGAAGAUUAUAAUAGGUCUGCUGGUCGGAAUUGGUCUCUAUUACUUCUACAAGAAUAUGCCGACAGAUCUUCAGAAUCCGCGACAAAGACCACAUUAUACACAGAACGGAGGAAUUCCUGCGCAAGCUGGUUCGAGAGCUCCAUCUCCGCAGCUGAGUUCGAAUCAAGCUUCGAAAGCAGAUGACGAUGAAUCGAUCGAGAUAGGGCACAAUUUUAAUGGCCCCAUUAAAUUCUAUCAACUGGCGACGACUUUACAUGCGAUGUCUAAGGUCAAAGGCUCUGAUCCUGUCAACAAUAAUGUGUUAUUUGCGGCCUCGAGCUUAAAAAGCGCUUCGACUUUGUUACCCAUUGCAUGCGAGAUGGCAUUAAGGGAAAGAAAUUAUGUACACUUUGCAUUUAUGGGAAGAGAUGAUAUACCGAUGGAUAUAUUAAAAUCUGUGAAUGGGGUCAAUAAGGAUUGCCAGAUCUUCUUUCAUGACGCACGACCAGAUUAUUCCUUGCAAAGCUCAGAUUUUCGAAUGGAAGUCAGUUGUUCUGCAGGUUUCAAUCAUAUCAAUGCAUUCGUUCAUCCUCAAGCUGUUCUCAUUGACGCAUCUGGAGAUGAGGAUAAUUUCUUAAUCUCUGCCUUUAGGACCAGGGCCAAUGCAUUAGACAGAACCUUGAUUGAACUUCCUAAAAACAUCGAACAAAAUCUAAUGUGGAUUGUUCAAUUAGAUAGUGCCGCUUUGAGUGCCUGGACCAAAAUCAGUAUUGAUAUUGUUGUUCACGCGCAACCACAAAAAUCCGGGUCUUUGAUCAGGUUACUCACAUCACUUAAGAAAGCCGAUUAUUUUUCCAGCAACAUACCGCGAUUGACGAUAGAAUUGCCGCAUGACGUCGAUGAACCUACCAAACAAUAUCUUUCGAGAUUCAAGUGGCCACCAAAGCGUAAUCAGGAUGAGACAAGUCUCCUGACACUUCACCAUCGAAUCCCACAACACGGACUCACUCCCGAGGAAAAUUCAAUCAAAUUCAUGGAAUCGUUUUGGCCUACGGAUCCUAUGUCCGCUCAUGUUCUCGUUCUUUCUCCCCAAGCCGAACUUUCUCCACUGUUCUUUCAUUACCUCAAAUUUGCACUAUUAGAGUAUAGGUACUCUUACAAUAGAGCAAUCGGUCAAAAAAACAUGCUUGGGAUAAGUCUUGAUCUACCAUCAACUUAUCUCAAUGAUUCAACGUCGUUUAUACCGCCUUCAAGUACAAACCCUAGUCCAUUUCUAUGGCAAGCACCAAACAGCAAUGCCGCUCUUUAUUUUGGAGAUAAGUGGGUGGAACUUCAUGAUUUCAUAGCUAGAUCGAUGUUUUCCGAACAUUCCUUACCCCCACCAGCCACUUUGGGAGAAAAACACGUCAGCAAAACCUACCCAUCGUGGUUAGAAUAUGUUCUUAGAUUAGCAAGGGCUCGUGGCUAUUGGACUCUUUAUCCUCAUUUCGAAAGCUGGGAUGCUUUAUCUACCAUUCAUACAGAACUAUACACAGCUCCAGAAGAAUACAUGAACGAACCAGAUGAAGCAACAGAUUUUACGGCAAAUCCAACAGAACAUCUAUCAUUAAAACACAAAGAGGAGCCAUUAAUUUCAGCAUCUUUGCAAACUCUUCUAUCGGAUUUACCUGUCGAAAUAGCUGAAAUGCAAUUGAUUGGUUGGGACGGCGAGAAUAUUAACAGCGAAGAGAUACAAUUAAAAGCCAAGGAUUAUAGUCGGACUUUCAGACACGAAAUUGGAGGUUGUGCCAAUGGAGUGGCAGAGAAAGAAAGAAGUUACAUGCUUGCAGGAGAUUUAUUUUGUUCGGGAAAUGAGCCACUGCAGUCAUUGGAACAAGCAUUGGAACCACCAGCGCCCUCAGUACCAAAAGCAACUGCAGUCUUGGAGUCAAAGGACACUAAUACCAAACCAGCCACAAAUCAUGAUGGUAUAGUUGCUGUUGAAGAUAAGUCUCCUGGUUGA
Molecule: messenger RNA, 2118 nt
Organism: Botrytis byssoidea
Lineage: Eukaryota; Fungi; Ascomycota; Leotiomycetes; Helotiales; Sclerotiniaceae
Exons: 4
Coding region: 1-2118 (705 amino acids)
Source: RefSeq, a predicted model, not a curated record